Molecule: messenger RNA, 1313 nt
Organism: Hirundo rustica (Barn swallow)
Lineage: Eukaryota; Metazoa; Chordata; Aves; Passeriformes; Hirundinidae
Gene: HSBP1L1
Product: heat shock factor binding protein 1 like 1
Exons: 3
Coding region: 1-225 (74 amino acids)
Biological process (GO): cellular heat acclimation
Cellular component (GO): cytosol; nucleus
Molecular function (GO): transcription corepressor activity
Source: RefSeq, a predicted model, not a curated record
AUGGCGGCCGUCGACCCGCCGGGAGCCGUGGAGCUUCUGCAGCUGGCGGAAAGUCUGCUCUGCCGGCUGCAGGAGAAUUUUCAGGCGCUGACGGAAAAGUUAACGCUGAGAAUGGAAGAAAUGGGUGAGUGCAUCAGGGACCUUGAGAAGCAUGUUGCUGACCUGAUGACAGAGGCUGGGGUAGAAAACAGCAAUGAAGAGUUGGGAGUAAAGACAUUUACUUAAAGUUUUUCUGUUUUUCUUAAAUGUUUCCACUUAAUUUUGAGUGAUGGACAAGUAAUGGUAUUCACAUAUUUAGUAUACCUGCAUUUUCUUGGAUUUGAAAAUGUACUUUUUAAAAACAUAUUUAAUAUACCUUGGAUUUUUCUUUUUUUUUUUGGGCCAAGAGCCAAAGAAUGCGACCACUUUUACAAAAGAAAAACUGCAUGUUGCUGCUUCUGUUUCAGCUACAUGCUACAUACAAAGGGGUAGUGCUAACUCACCCCAAGUGUGUAAACUGAGGCUAUCCAUUCAUAGUGAAACGUGUGUGGUUCGAAGUGCUCCUACCCACCAUUUGUGUCCCUCAGGUAUGCUAACCUAGCUGAGGAUUCUCACUGGUUUAAAUUUAUGUACCUCUGCUUUUAAACCUGCUACAGCUUCCCAGUGUGGCUUGGAUCACGCCUCUCACAUGCACUUAGCCAAACACAGUGGUAAAUUAUAGUCAAUCAUUUUAUAAUAUAAAAUCAUGCUACAUUUCAGGAUUGUGUUCUGGAUUUUAUAUUCGUCUGUUGCAAAUGCCAGCCCCCUCCCUGAUGGAUACCUGACUCUGUGUUCUAAGUAUUUAUAAGGCAAUAUUAUGCUUCCGUGUUCUGUGGAUGCAAAUGAUGUUGUCUUCCUGUUGUUGCACACUUUCCCGAUUCAAAUUGAGACACAUCAGUUAUUCUUGUCAUUGGAACUUCUUACCCCGUGAAAGACAGGAAUGUCUGUAAAUACUAAUUCAGGUCAUCUAUUCAUUCUGAUGCCUUUUGCACAAGGUACGCAAUAAUUUUCAGAAAUGCAGCAAGAAAACCCACAGAUGUAUUUAAAUGUACAGAGAUCUUCCAUCUGAUUCCAUGCUGAAUCACAUUCAUGAAUAAAUCAGUAGCCUACUUAUUCACUGUAUCUUUGCAGCACUGAGAUGAGGAUGAGUUUGCAGAAGAUUAAAGGCAGAACAGCAUAGCACUGACUGAGAUUUUACAAUCAAGUGUCACACUGACAAAAAAUGUUAAGGGAAAACAAAUGUGUUUGCAUCAUGUCAUAACAGAACCUUGAAAAAAAUAAUUUAAACCAUUGCC